Molecule: messenger RNA, 2660 nt
Organism: Gordionus sp. m RMFG-2023
Lineage: Eukaryota; Metazoa; Nematomorpha; Gordioida; Chordodea; Parachordodidae
Exons: 3
Coding region: 228-2660 (810 amino acids)
Biological process (GO): neuropeptide signaling pathway
Cellular component (GO): plasma membrane
Molecular function (GO): neuropeptide receptor activity
Source: RefSeq, a predicted model, not a curated record
AAAUUAUAUAUCAACAUUUUAAAAAUAUAAAUGUUUAUAAGUUGAAUCAUAUUUAUACUUAUCUAUACAAAAGUUUUGGAAAUAAAUUCUGACUCCGGAAUUAACAGGGUGGUAUAAGAACAAAUCGGAUGAUUUAAAUAUUGACGCAAAAUUUGUGGUGUGAAUUUCUUUUUACAUUAAUCUCAUGAUUAAUUGUUAAACGAGAAUUUAUUGUAAUUAUCAAAAUAAUGGACAAUACCGUUUACACAAUUUCCCCUUACCAUCAACCUUCUUUACCUAACUUCUCCCAUUACCCUCCAUGGUUACACAUGCAUCACGAAAAUAAAUCUGCAUCUAAUGAUCUUAUACAACUUUUCCCUCUAUUUCCUGUUAGGGAUGUAAGAAACAGCAUGAUUUCUAACGAUAAGAAUCUUACGACAUUCGAAAAUUAUAUUGACCUUCAAUCAAGUAUAAGGCAUAAAGAUCAUCCAUUCGCUAAUCUCAAGGACCUUGAAUUUAGGGAUAAUAUCUACAAUAAUUGGGCAUACAAAUAUAUAGAUGUGCGAAGAUUCAGGAGAAAUAAUAAAUCUAUUAGAUCUAAGCGCUCUAACCCGACAAAUGAGAGUCAGGCAAAAGAAGGGGCAAGAAUUUGGUGGAUAGCAUUGUAUUCAUUGGUCAUUGUAAUAGUCACAGCUGCCAACAUCAUCAACAUAACUGUCAUAACUAGCUGUAGCAAAUUGAGAAAUUCCACCAAUUUUUACGUGCUUUCCUUAUCUUGCGCAUAUUUAUUAACAGGCAUGGUGACGCUCCCGGCAUACCUGAUUCAUUAUUUUUUAGAACACUCAAAUGAAAUCACGUACUGCCGACAAAUGAUAUUCCUAAACUUUACCAAUACUAUAUCUGGCCUAGUAACAGGAUAUUCGAUAAUGGGGAUAGCUUUGGACAGAUAUUAUGCUGUUAUGAAACCCUUCAGCCGUCGGCUUACUCAGAUUUACGUUUGGCCUAUCAUAAUAAUUAUAUGGAUAGUCUCCGGCAUGGUAUCGGUUCCUAUCGUCGUAAUAAUGACUCGCAGGCUACAAAUUCUGAAAAAUAUUGUUAUCCAACAAUCCUAUGAUGGCAAGUUAACACAGGUUCAUUCCACUCUAGAAACCAUCAUUCAUCAGCUAAACAGCCAGAUUAAAGGAGAAGGAUUGAACGUUACCCUGGCAGCCAGAAUUAAGAACUUGACCAAUUCCAUAAAUGCCAGCAGUUCUAAGGAUACCCUAAAUUUUCUCACUCAAAUUCGGGAAAAUCAUAGCAACCAAGCAACGGGGUGCCCUUUGGGACUUUUGGAGUCCAAAAUAUUGUUGUAUUUUCAGGUCACGGUAGGGUGCGCCAUACCCAUACUAGUCACUAUUCUUUUAUACACAAACAUGGCCUGCAGACUUUGGAAAUCUCUCAAUAAGAAUGGGAUGUCAUCUUAUGCAAAUGCGCCCCCUACAGUGAUAGCUUCAAACAUUCAAUUCUUAAGCAACAAAUCUAAUAGAUUUAAGAAAACCAAGAAAGCCAAAAGUAUUACAAAAAUAUUUGAGAAAUCUGAAAAUAACGGAAAAAAUAUUUGUAUACCACUGUUAAACUACUUGAAAUGUUUACCCGGCUCAAACCAAAAUGUUUCAAUUAAAGAAGAAAAUCCUAAUAUUAUUAGUCCCGAAAUGGUAAAUAAUCGAAUGUUAUCUCCUAAUUUUUACCUAAAUAACAGUUUGGCUAGUUCCUUCUCAAACGAACACAGCAAAACAACUACCCUUUCCAACUCAAUCGUUGAGACAACUUCUAAACAAGGAACUCCCAGCGACGAUUAUGCAACAAAUAUUCAAAAUUGGAUACAUAAUAAUAAUGAUAUAAAAAAUACGAAGAAUUCACAGAAGAAAAAUUUGAUUCCAUCCUCAAAGAAUGUUAUGUUUUUUUCUAAAUCACCCAUGAUAGCGUUCGAACAUGAAUCAACUAGUCAUUUCUUUCCAAGAGAUUUAAAUUAUAAUAAUUCCGACGAUAAAUUGGCUAAAAACAAACAAACACGGCGAUCGACGUUCUUUGCGAGUAAUUCCUUUGCCCGAAAAUUUUCGGAUUACAAUUUUCCAUUUCACAAGAAAAACUUCUCUAUUUCAAAAUCAAGCCUGCAAAAAAUCAGGGAAGCCUCCGUUGACUACACUGCUCCUUAUAACAUAUCUGCAGCUGAAAAACAUAGACAUCUAAGAAAUAAGCAGGCUGCUAAGAUGGUCAUAACCCUAGUCAUUCUCUAUUUGGCCUGCAAUAUUCCUUUCUACAUAUUUUCGGCUCUAGGAAUUCGUGGAGUGAUUACGGAUUCCACCUUGAUUCACAUACAUAAUCUGUUCAUUCACACUGAUCACUGGUUACAUUUGGCAAUUUAUUUAGUGUUUAACGCUAAUUUUAGAGCUAUAUUCGUUAAAAGAUUUAUCAAAUGCCAAUGGCCAUCAUUCUCCAUUAAGGGUUGUUACGAAUCAUUUGUUCUAAGGUGCAAUAAUUACUUCAACAAACAUGAAUUUACGUACGUACCAACAGGUAAAUCAUUUUCCGACGAUAGAACCAACAAAAGUUUUAAGGGGGAUAAAAGUGAAAAAAUUAUAAAAAGGAAUAAGCAUGAAGUCGUUGAACGAUCCAACUAUUUUUCGGUCUACGAAGAUUGA